AACGAUGAAAUUAUUAAAAAUCAGAUUGUGACCUAAUUUCCCUUUCUUCUUCACUCAAGUCUCUGCUUCGCACGCCCCAUAGCGAUUCUUGGUAGCUACAAUGGGUAAAGCUAAAAAAGGAGGCAAAUUUGCUGUUGUCAAGAAGAUAGUUACUUCCAAAGCAAUCAAAAGCUAUAAAGAAGAUGUUUUGAACCCUGAAAAGAAGAAUAAUCUUAAAGAUAAGUUACCCAGAAACGUUCCAAAACAUUCUUCAGCUCUUUUCUUUCAAUACAAUACUGCUUUGGGACCUCCUUAUCGUGUUUUGGUGGAUACCAAUUUCAUCAAUUUCUCCAUCCAGAAUAAAUUGGAUUUGGAGAAAGGAAUGAUGGACUGCUUAUAUGCAAAAUGUACCCCGUGUAUCACAGACUGUGUGAUGGCAGAACUAGAGAAGUUGGGCACAAAAUAUCGUGUAGCUCUAAGGAUUGCAAAGGAUCCUCGAUUUGAGAGAUUAGUCUGUACUCAUAAGGGUACCUAUGCUGAUGACUGCCUUGUCGACAGAGUUACUCUGAGUAAAUGCUUCAUUGUGGCAACUUGUGAUCGAGACUUGAAGAGGAGGAUCCGGAAGAUUCCUGGUGUGCCAAUAAUGUACAUCACCAAACACAGAUACUCAAUCGAGCGGUUGCCUGAAGCAACAAUUGGUGGAGCACCUAGAAUUUGAUGCAUUAAAGCAGGAAAUGAAACUCAGACAAAAUUUUGACACUCCUUUCUGGGUUUAGAUGCAACUUUACCUUAUGCAUGUUUGAUCCUUUUGCUGGCUGGAUUGCAAUUUAAUAGUAGCUUCACUCUGAUCAAGAAGCAACUCUAAGAAUGGUUGAUCCGUUAAAUUUCCAUAGUGUAACUUGGUAGAUUUAUGAUGCUGUCAAACUUUUUUCUUUUUACCUCAGUUUUGUCUCACAAAUGUAUCAAUCUGAACUUUUGAGAGUGCCUAAUCUAUUGUGUGGUUCAUGGCAGUUUCAUAAUUAUAGAUGUAAACCUAUUGAAAUAGUAAUACUUUAUUUAUGAUUAGAAAAGGAAAUGUUUCAGUUGAAUCUGAA
Molecule: messenger RNA, 1073 nt
Organism: Trifolium pratense (red clover)
Lineage: Eukaryota; Viridiplantae; Streptophyta; Magnoliopsida; Fabales; Fabaceae
Product: rRNA-processing protein FCF1 homolog
Exons: 9
Coding region: 101-697 (198 amino acids)
Cellular component (GO): small-subunit processome; nucleolus
Source: RefSeq, a predicted model, not a curated record